Molecule: messenger RNA, 2303 nt
Organism: Closterium sp. NIES-67
Lineage: Eukaryota; Viridiplantae; Streptophyta; Zygnematophyceae; Desmidiales; Closteriaceae
Source: the annotation of a GenBank genome assembly
UUUUUGGCCUUUCCCUCUCUUCGGGAAAUUCUUCACCUAGGGAUCUCACCUAGAGAUUUCACCUAAGGAUUUCAUCACCACCCGUUUAGGAUAUCCUUUGCCUCCCGGUUUAGUGCCAAGGCAGACGAGAUCAAAAUCUCGUUUCUGUGUACCUCAGUUUCUCGUGCGAGAGCCUCCGUGAUUUUCCGGCCUGUUAACGUUAUCUCUUGUCCUUACUCCGCCAUGAAAAUCCCGCAGAAGAUUCAGGCCGCCUUAGAUGAGGGGAGGAAGGUGUUUUCCUUCGAGUACUUCCCUCCCAAGACCGCGGAUGGCGUCGAGAAUCUGUUCGAUCGCAUGGAUCGCAUGGUCGCAUACCAGCCAGCGUUCUGCGACAUCACAUGGGGAGCAGGCGGAUCGACGGCAGAUCUCACCCUAGAGAUCGCCACCCGCAUGCAGAACAAUAUCUGCGUGGAGACGUCGAUGCAUCUGACGUGCACCAACAUGCCCGUGGAGCGCAUCGACCAGGCGCUGGAGCACAUCAAGGCCGCGGGGCUGCAGAACGUGCUCGCGCUGCGCGGCGACCCCCCGCACGGCCAGGACAAGUUCGUCGCCGCGGAGGGAGGCUUCUCGUGCGCACUCGACCUGGUGAAGCACAUUCGCGCCAAAUACGGUGAUUACUUCGGAAUCACGGUCGCGGGAUACCCAGAGGCCCAUCCCGACGCCAUCAGCGGCCCUGACGGCGCAACGCCAGAGGAGUACCAGAAGGACCUGGAGUACCUCAAGUCCAAGAUGGACGCAGGCGCGGACCUGAUAGUGACGCAACUGUUCUACGACGUGGACAUCUUCCUCAAGUUCGUGGCGGACUGCCGCGCCAUGGGCGUGCGGGCGCCCAUCAUCCCGGGCAUCAUGCCCAUCACCACGUACGGCGGCUUCAAGCGCAUGACCGCCUUCUGCAAGACCAAGGUUCCCCAGAGCAUUCUGGACGCGCUGGAGCCCAUUAAGGAUAACGAGGAGGCUGUUAGGGCGUACGGCAUCCAUCAAGGCACAGAGAUGUGCCGCCGCAUCCUGGACUCGGGCAUCUCCACGCUGCACAUGUACACACUCAACCAGGACAAGACCACCCUCGCCAUCCUCAAGAACCUCGGUCUCAUCGAGGCGGCCAACAUCCCUCGCUCGCUGCCCUGGCGGCCCGCCACCAACCUAGUGCGAUGCACAGAGGACGUUCGCCCCAUCUACUGGUCCCUCCGUCCCAAGAGCUACCUGGCGCGCACGGCUGCAUGGACCAAGUUCCCCUCGGGCCGGCUUGGACCAGCUGAGGCCCUCUCUUACAGCGACCUGCCCGACAAGCACCGGGCGUUCCUCAAGAGGAAGUCAAGGGCUGCUGCGCUCGCCAGGGACUGGGCCGUGCCCAUUGCGUCGACUGAGGACGUGAAGCAGCUCUUCACGCGGUUUGUGAGUGGCGAGGUGAGCAGCUUCCCCUGGAGCGAGGCGGUGGAGGCAACCCUCUCCCCCGACUCGGCCCCCAUCAGCGCGCAGCUGCAGGAGCUCAACGCCGCUGGGCUGCUCACAGUCAACAGCCAGCCGGCUGUCAAUGGCGCCAAGUCAGAUGAUGCUGUCCUCGGCUGGGGUGGGCCUGGGGGCUACAUCUACCAGAAGGCCUAUGUGGAGUGUUUCGCUCCGCACGACAAGGUCACUGCUCUUCUGGAGAAGGCCAAGGCCACCCCCUCCAUCUCGCUCAUGGCUGUCAGCUUGUCGGGCCACGUCUUAGCCACCGGCCCCGGCACGCCUGCGUCCACCACUCCCUUCUCUGCAAACGCGGUCACUUGGGGGGUGUUCCCCGGACGGGAGGUGGUGCAGCCAACCGUGGCGGACUUUACUUCGUUUUUGGCGUGGAAGGAUGAGGCGUUUGGCGCGUGGGUGCAGGACUGGGCGACGCUCUAUAAGGAGGAUGACGAGGGCACGCCAAUGGCCAAGAAGCUGCUUCAAGAGAUCCACGACACGUACUACCUAGUCAGUGUCGUCGACAAUGACUAUGUCAAUGGUGACAUAUUUGCUCUCUUCGCUGGGAUUUAACUGGCGCUAUUCUCCAAAUACAGGGUCGACGAUGGUUGACUAAGGUUUUGCCACAGUCUGUGGUUCUAGAUAGUGAAGGUGUUAGAUGCAUAUGGAUGGAGGAGUUAGACAAUUAUUAUUAAUUUUGCUUUACGUUACUCCUUUAAUUUCUUAGGUAGAAUGGUGCGGUACUGUGCGGUUUUGCGGCUAUGGGCACUCGCCACUUCCCCCAGGUCCAGUGCCGUUCAUCGCGAUCAGUGUAAUUUUUGGAC